Messenger RNA from Penaeus monodon (black tiger shrimp), 3584 nucleotides. RefSeq names its product trithorax group protein osa-like. NCBI's taxonomy places the organism in Eukaryota, Metazoa, Arthropoda, Malacostraca, Decapoda, Penaeidae. The record is from RefSeq and is a predicted model, not a curated record. Gene Ontology annotation, biological process: cell surface receptor protein tyrosine kinase signaling pathway; intracellular signal transduction.
UUCUUAAAUAGUGUAUAAUUUUAUAGAGCAGCGUUAGAAUUAUGCCAGAAUAUUAAUCAUUUAGUUGCUGUGAACAAUGGCAGCUGAUCCGGUGUAUGGAAAUUUUGAAUCCCUAGAAGGGCUUCGCAUUGAUGGAGAUGACGACCCAGUGUACGGAAACCAUGAUACUCUUAUUUUCCGGAAAAUUAUAGAAGAAAAUUUGACCAUAGACAACAUCAUUGGGUCAAGAUAUCAGCCGCCGCCUCAUUUCCCUGCCAGUCGGCCGCCUCCGAGCAGCCAGGCGGCGGAGCAAGCCAAGGGCGGCAGCGAGUGGGUGCACGUGAUUGACUCCGAUGAUGGCUGGUCCAGCGACGAAUUUGAUGACAUUACUGAACAAGAUUCAGUCAACGCCAGUCAUGAUAUCCUAAUGAUGAUAAUGAACUGUACAUGACACCAUCGCCAGCGACAUCCGCACCAAGUUACCCAAACCAACAGCCAAGAACACUAAGCAAACCCAGUGUGUCGCCUCCAGCACUGCCUUUCUCGAAUAAUGUGCCUCCACACACCGCCCAAAAGGGGUUUCCAAGUCCAGGCAGAGGUACUCUUGUUAACAGAAUAGGAAAGAAUCCCCCAUUCUCUGGAGGCAGUCAAGCAGCAGGACCCAGGGGGCAAACCUCUGUAGAUCCCCCACGGCGUGACCCACCAGCUCCCCCAGGGAGCAGAGGACCAGCACCUACCCCAGCAUUUAAUGUUCCUUCUAAAGGCCCAGUGGAUCUGGCCCGCCGAGUUCCUCCAUCACUGCCUGGACAUCUAGGAUCAACGGGAUCUCAGGAGGGUCCACGAUGGGGGCCGAUUCAAAGAGCAGGGUCCCCAAAGACAGUAGGCGGACCCCCAGAUAUUUCUCGGCGUGGACCAGUGCCGCUAGCAACUCUGGGAGGAAAUUCAGACAUGUCACGACCUGGGCCUCCUCUGCUCCCAGUCCUUCCCAAGGGCUCGACUCAAGCAGGCCAGACGGACAACUCGCGGCGUGGACCAGCACCUGUUCCUGGCCACCUGGGCUUACAAGAACAACAGAGUUCCGUCGAUAUCACACGUCGAGCCCCAAUGCCCCUGCCAGGGUCACCGACAAUAAUGCAGCAAGGACCCGCUGUAGCAAAGACAAAUUGUGGGGCAUCUGAGGUGCCGAAUGCCCCCCCGGCGCGUGUGCCCACCAGACCUCCUCCAAGAGUGAACAGUCCUAACAACAGCCGACCCGUGAGUCCAAACAGCGGGGUUGGGAGGGGCAGCCUUUCAUCGCAGCCGCAACUUCCCUCACUUCGUGGGAAUUCUAAUGAAGCAAGCCGCCCUGAAGUUCGAAAGACCAAUUCUCUAAAUGAGACAAUAAAUAGAUUCAACCGCCUUUCGCAGGCAACCUCUUAUACUCCGGAGGAGUUCGGCCACGAGUAUGAAGUUGUAGAAGCUCCUCGUGGUUCAUUUGCUAAUCAAGACAACUCUGCUUCAGGUCAACAGAAUUUACCAUCUGCUAGUAGUCCUCCAGCAUUGCCACCCAGAAAUCAAGGUGCAAGGGAAGCCGGAAGGCGCGGCACCGGGGGCAGCCAAUCUCCUACACACCAGCUUCCCCUGCCAACGCAUGGCUUGGGCCAAGUACGACCUCAGAAUGGUGUUCCCCAGCCGCCUCAGCUCCCUACCUUGCCACCGCCCCCGAUCCCGAAACAGACUCCCAAGCAGUACAAUCGACCUUCACAGCCCCAUGUGCAUCCAACAAACCCGCAGUACCUGGACCACCCACCCACGGAGAUGGCGCCAGCAGUACCUGGCUACACUGGGGGAAGUACGGGCAUUGGGGGACACCCGAAGCCAGGGGCAGAGCGGGUGCCUCGAGAGGACGGAGGAAUGGUGGAGCUAACCCCGCUCUACCGGAGCAUAUUUGACCGCCCUUACUUCCACAUCAUAUCUCGUAACAAGUCCCGGGAAUUGCUUGAGAAAGCCGAAGAUGGUGUGUUUCUCAUACGACCUUCAACACGUUCCAGUGAUCCACUCACCCUCUGUCUCAGGUACAGGAGCCGCACCUAUAAUAUCAACAUUCGAUGUCGCCCUGACGGGCUUUUUGCUCUUGGUUCUGAGAAAACCAAUGAGAUGACAUUCUCUUCGGUAGAUGAUAUAGUAACGACAUACACUCGCGAACCGAUAAAGCUUCAGAGCGGUGAUCGAGCCAUGCUAACUGUUCCACCGCCGAAGUCAGAUCACAUAUAUGUAAAAAUGCCUCUGCCAAAAGUAUUAGGUUGUCAGGAAAUAAAAAUGCCCAUGUGAGGUGACUCAACUUUGUACAAUGAAUUGUUAAAAUAUCUGUUAAUGUUGUACACAAAUAUGUGUUUGAGGUGAGGUAUCGAGAUUCGGUACUGUGUAGAAAGAAUACCAGUAACUGGAUAGCAUAUAUUUGUAUUUUUUAUAUUUGUAUACUCAUAAUUGCUUAGAAAUGUUAGAAUUUGUAUUUUCUUACGUUAAUAUGUUGCAUAUCUAUAUUGCCUUUUGCCUAUGUGCAGUAAUUGCUUAUACUAAUUAUAUUUCAUGAUUAUCUACCCUUAUGUACUGCUGUGUUUUGUUGUUGGGCCCCGUUUCCUUUGAAGGAAGCCUACGCUGUGCAGGCAGGGAUCCACUUGCAUCAGGUCCUUCUGUAGCUGUUGAGAUGUGUCAGUUUAGGCUGUGUGCUCUUGAUGGCGUGGGGCCUGGGAUUUUGAUAGAUACGUGUGAGUGUUUGUGCAGGCGUGUGUACGUGUGCAUGUUGCCUGGUGUGCGUAUGUAUUAGUUGAGUGAGGGGUGAUAUCAUUUGAGGUCUACUCUCCUCUCUGGGCAUUUGUGUUUCUGCGCUGAGUAGAACGGGUGGUGAACGACCAAGCAUUUUGUUUGUGACCAUGUGUAAGGUUUGUUUGGUGAAGUUCUUGCGACUGUAGUCUACUUAGAUGAAAACAGGUGAAAACUAUUUUCAAGCGAGGAUGUUUGUAAUGUGGUGUUGGUAGAUGUAUAAACAUGUUGUGACAUGAAUGUAAUGCUAUUAAUCGUAUUCGUAUUCGUCUUACCUUUGUGUGUUCAUAGGUAUAUUUUUAUGAUAGAUGUUCAGUUAGCUCAUAUUGAAUGAGCAACUGAAGAAAUAAAAUGGUUGUUAGGCAAUGAAGCUAAGUGUCUGAGAUGUAUUAUGACAUAUCUCGCUAAAUGUUGGCAACAUCUUAUUUUAUUCACGUUUUUGGUUGUUUAAGUUAUGCUUUUAUAUUUGCAGUGUCACGAACUGUAAGUAUAUAUAUCUGAUUAUCAUUAAUUCUCCUUGUUAUUUUCACAUUAUCCCAUAAGAUGAAUAUUUAUCAAUUUGACAAACACCAUAGAUAUAUUGCCUGUUGAUCUCAAAUAUAGACAUUGUAUCCUAUGCAAUCAAGUAAUUGUAAUCUGUAAUUGGUAUAUCAAAAACUGUCAUUUUGCAUGAUAUUAAGUAUGAAAGGGUAUUAAGUAAACUCAAGGUUUGUGUACUAUAAUAAUUGCAUUCACAAUUUUCUUUCCUGGCGAUUAUUCUUUCCAUCUGAUUUAAAACCAAAUAAAGGCACACAUUCUGAAAA